Penicillium oxalicum is the source of this 825-nucleotide messenger RNA. RefSeq names its product terpene synthase family protein. The transcript has 8 exons. NCBI's taxonomy places the organism in Eukaryota, Fungi, Ascomycota, Eurotiomycetes, Eurotiales, Aspergillaceae. The record is from RefSeq and is a predicted model, not a curated record. The coding region runs from base 1 to 825 and encodes 274 amino acids.
AUGCGAGUUGAAAACUGCGGCACUGGUUAUUUCCUGGCUGUUGACGAUCCCCUUGACACUGGCCAUUACCGAACCUCGCCCGAAAUCCUUGAUUCUCUCAAAGUGGAGACAAUCAACUGUCUUCGGAAGAGCCUCCUCAGUGAGCCUGGGACCACCCAUGAUCUAGUCGCCAUUGCUCCUUCACAUCCAUUCAUUCGCUCUUUUUACGAGAUCGGCACACAAAUUCGUAAUGGUCUUAACUCAGACGUUUUGCAACAAUUUGUGUUCAAGCACUUCUACACUUAUGUCAACGCAAUCUUCCAGUCAACUAGAUCUGCCUACGAUGGAGAAAUUAUGACAGUGGAUUCUUAUAUUGAGAACCGGUUGAAUAAUUCAGGAACAUAUCCAACAUUAGCGUUGUUCGUGUAUGCGUAUCAUCUGGAUCUUCCCGAAUGGAUUCUGGAACACGAAAAGAUGCAAAUGCUUAUGCGGCAUAUCAGCAUUAUGGUGUCCCUAGAAAAUGACGUCCUCUCACUAAAUAAAGAGCUUAAAUCCGGCCACUUUACCAACAAUCUGAUUCCUCUAUUUAUGUACCACGAUGGGAAUACCAUACAAGAAGCAGUCGACCGAGCUUUGAACAUGGUGUCAAAGUCUUACAAAGCAUACAAGUCUAUACAAACCGAAUUUCUCGACAGUGUCCCAGCUGAGUACAAACCAGCCCUUGAGAAGCUGCUCCUGAGCUUUACGGAAUGUCGUGAGGGACUCCUUCUUUGGUCGUACGUUUCGAAAAGAUACGUCGAUGCAGAAAACCCCGGAGACGAAGUCAAGGUAGUCAUUGGCGAGUAA